AAACCACUUCCUGUUAUAAUUGACAUCUGUUUCCACUAUCACCUCACACUCACACACAUUCUCUUUAUUCAUUGAAUCUCUCGUCAUCACAUCAUUCAUCCUCUUCUUUUUCUCUCCUAAAUUCACAAGAACAACAUGCUUCUGCCUUAUCCCACUAGUGUUGUUAUGGUGGCACUAUUCACUAUGACGAUGAUGAUGAUGUUGUGCGGUGGCGAUUUGCAUAAGAACAUUGACAUAACAUGGGGUAACGGGCGUGCCCAGAUGCUCAACAAUGGCCAGCUUCUUACUGUGUCCCUUGACGCUGCCUCUGGCUCUGGAUUCCAAUCCAAGGAUCACUAUCUUUUUGGCCACUUUCAAAUUCAACUCAAACUUGUUCCUGGAAAUUCUGCAGGCACUGUCACUUCUUUCUAUUUACAAUCAGAAGGAUCAACUUGGGAUGAAAUAGACUUUGAAUUCCUUGGAAAUCUGAGUGGCAACCCGUAUAUUCUUCACACUAAUGUAAUCACGCAAGGUAAAGGUGGCAGGGAGCAACAAUUCUAUCUAUGGUUUGAUCCCACUUCUGAUUUUCACACUUACUCAAUUCUGUGGAAUCCACUAUGCAUCAUCUUAUACGUGGAUGGAAUUCCUAUUAGAGAAUUCAAGAACUAUGAAUCAAGGAAUAUAUCAUUUCCAAUGAAGAAACCAAUGAGAAUGUAUGGAAGCUUAUGGGAUGCUGAAGAUUGGGCUACAAGGGGUGGUCUAAUCAAGACAAAUUGGAGUGCAGCUCCAUUCAUUGCAUAUUUUAAAAAUUUUUUUGUCAAUGCUUGUGUUGAGUCUACUCCUCCUUCUAUUACGUCUUCUUGCACACACCCAAACAAAAAGAGUAAUAAUCAUAAUUCCGUUGGUGAAAAAUGGAUCACACAAGGGUUGAAGCCCUCUGAAGUAGACAAACUCAACUGGGUACACAAGAAUUUCAUGGUCUAUAACUAUUGUUCCGACUUAAAACGCUUCCCUCAAGGAUUGCCGCUAGAAUGUAAAAUAAACUAAUAAUGUCAUAAUUAAGAUAAGAUCUUCAUGGUGUAAUGCAACCGAAGAAGUAUAUAUGUAUAAAAGGAAGGAAAUAAUAAGUUCUUAUGUUCCUUAAUAUAUACAUUUCAUUUUGCAAAAUAUUCAAAA
This is a messenger RNA of Arachis duranensis, 1155 nucleotides long. Its product is annotated as xyloglucan endotransglucosylase/hydrolase protein 24. The record is from RefSeq and is a predicted model, not a curated record. The transcript is spliced from 3 exons. Gene Ontology annotation, cellular component: cell wall; apoplast. NCBI's taxonomy places the organism in Eukaryota, Viridiplantae, Streptophyta, Magnoliopsida, Fabales, Fabaceae. The coding region runs from base 136 to 1026 and encodes 296 amino acids. Gene Ontology annotation, molecular function: xyloglucan:xyloglucosyl transferase activity; hydrolase activity, hydrolyzing O-glycosyl compounds. Gene Ontology annotation, biological process: xyloglucan metabolic process; cell wall biogenesis.